This is a messenger RNA of Elgaria multicarinata webbii, 920 nucleotides long. RefSeq names its product chromosome 1 C18orf21 homolog (gene RMP24). NCBI's taxonomy places the organism in Eukaryota, Metazoa, Chordata, Lepidosauria, Squamata, Anguidae. The coding region runs from base 140 to 748 and encodes 202 amino acids. The transcript is spliced from 5 exons. The record is from RefSeq and is a predicted model, not a curated record.
UGGGCGGCGGGAGAGGCAGCAGCUCCUCCUCCUCCCGUCACCGCGGCGUUGUCUGGGUUUCAGCCGCUGGCUCCGCUUCUCGACGCCACCCGGUGCCCGUUCGGAAGAAAAAGAAUUCGGCCUCUUGCCGUCCAAGAAGAUGGGCAGGAGGCGUUUUUUGGAAGGUGCAGCGCGGGAGCUGGCAGGCCCCUGUCCGGCCCAAGCACGGUUUUUGCUAUGGACGCUCAACAAUACAGAAGGCAAAAAACGAGGUAAUGUAGACCAGGUGUGCUGUUACUGUUUCCAGUUUCUUCAACCUGGUAACUAUAGGGUGCGUCUAAUGCCUAAAAUGAAAGUGACUCCACAGAUAGAGAAAUUACUUAAUCGGGAAAAGAAAAACUACAAACUCAAUUUAAAACAAACAAAACUUUUGAAAAAGUACAAGGAAUCCAGGAAUGCACUGUUAAUUACCUGCAAUAUGUGCAGAAAAACAGCAAGGCACAAUGGGAAAAGUAGAGAGGAUUUGGGUAUGAAAACACCAACCUUGAAAACAUUUUCAAACCAAACACCACCUGUCAGCCACAGUCAUUCUGCGAAACCAUCAUCAGGUUCCAGAACUUCCACAUCUGGAACAUCAACACCUAGUUCUUCUUCCAGGACUCCCAAAAAUGCCAAAUCCCACUUCACUCAGUUGAAAAGACUGCUUGUACUUGAAGAAAACAAAAAGAAUGAUAAAGGGGACCUGAAAAACUUCUUGUUGUCACUCUAGCAGCCUUUUAAAAUUGGUAUACUAGAAUUGCAAUGGAAUAAAGGAAUGCACCACUUGUUUGUUCAUUUAAAAAAAAUAGUAUCUUCGAAUGGAAAGAACGCUGGGUAAAAUAUGUAUCUACUGUGAGAGGAUCUACACGUCGCACUGAAGGCGCACGCAAGCGCCUUCAGUG